AUGGCACCACUAUUCUAUGAAACCUCCGGUCAAUGGGCCGUUUCCGCAAUUGAUGAUGAAGGAGCAUGGCAUGUGAAUAUCGAGAAAUCAGAAAAACCUGAUGCUUCAUAUGUGGCGGUCUCCAAAGAUGAUCUUGCUAUUACUAAGAAUCACGUCUAUGUUGUGGAUUCUGUGAAGGCUGGCAAAGGCCAGACGAACGCUGUGGACGGUGUGUACUCUAAAGUACUCAAGCCUAUCUUUCAAGAUGUUCUUCAGGUCGACCACGAAUAUUUGCCGACUACAUCUGCUGAAUCAAUCACACAGUUUGCCACUUCCCUCAGACUGGAUAAACCUGUAACUGUCAUUGUCCUAGGAGGAGAUACUUCCGUAAGUGAGUUCGUCAAUGGCCUAGCUAUAAACCCUUCAAAGGGUAAUGUUGAUCUUGCGGUACUUCCAACCGGAACAGGCAACGCAUUGGCACUUUCGCUUGGCGUGAACGAUCUAUACACUGCCCUUCAGAAGCUAUUUACUGCAACUUCCCCAAAACCAUUGAACCUCUAUCUGGCUAGUUUACCUGAGCGAACAAAGAUUCUUUUCAGAGGGAAGGAAGUGGCAGAUGCACCUAAUCAGUUCUACUUCCUCGUUGUCUUUUCUUGGGCGUUCCAUGCUUCUUUGGUAGCGGACAGUGAUACUGAAGAACUUCGCCAGCAUGGCAACGAGAGAUUCAAGAUUGCCGCUCAGAAGAAUCUCGGAAGACCACAGAAGUACGAUGGAUCCGUUCUGAUCGGACUGUCAAAGUACGACGGACCAUUUUCGUAUUUGGUUAUAACGCCAGCGCAGAACUUUGAGCCUGGCUUCACGAUCCUGCCCAAAGGCGACAUUCAUGAAGAGUCACUCUAUGUCGUUGCUGUUGGCUAUGAACAUGAGGAAAACCUCACAGGUAAGUACUUGUACGAUAUUAUGUUAGAGGCCUACGACAAUGGCAAGCACAUUGAAAACCCAAAGGUCACGAAAACAGGCGCUUUUGCGUAG
This is a messenger RNA of Candidozyma duobushaemuli, 1011 nucleotides long. RefSeq lists its product as uncharacterized. Lineage: Eukaryota; Fungi; Ascomycota; Pichiomycetes; Serinales; Metschnikowiaceae. The transcript is spliced from 2 exons. Gene Ontology annotation, biological process: sphingosine biosynthetic process. The record is from RefSeq and is a predicted model, not a curated record. Bases 1 to 1011 code for a protein of 336 amino acids. Gene Ontology annotation, cellular component: membrane; cytoplasm; intracellular membrane-bounded organelle.